This is a messenger RNA of Scatophagus argus, 2696 nucleotides long. Its product is annotated as transketolase-like. NCBI's taxonomy places the organism in Eukaryota, Metazoa, Chordata, Actinopteri, Scatophagidae. The record is from RefSeq and is a predicted model, not a curated record. Bases 189 to 2075 code for a protein of 628 amino acids. Gene Ontology annotation, biological process: pentose-phosphate shunt, non-oxidative branch; ribose phosphate biosynthetic process. The transcript is spliced from 14 exons. Gene Ontology annotation, molecular function: transketolase activity; thiamine pyrophosphate binding. Gene Ontology annotation, cellular component: endoplasmic reticulum membrane; extracellular exosome.
ACACGCCCCUUCCCUCCCGUCUUUCUGUCAGGUUCAGCACCACCGGCUCUCUUUAACCCCUGCGCCUUCGUCCGCUGCGCACUCAUCGCCUCCAUUCUUGGGACAGCUAACCGGGAACUUUAACUCUUAACUCUAUUUAACAGGCUUGUGUGUGCGUGUGUGCGCUCUCCUUUCGGUACAUCGCCCAGAUGGAGGACUACCAUAAACCAGACCAGCAGACGGUGCAGGCGCUCAAAAACAUCGCCACCCGGCUCCGAAUCAACUCGAUCAAAGCGACAACUGCAGCGGGCAGCGGUCAUCCCACAUCAUGUUGCAGCGUGGCAGAGAUCAUGUCUGUGCUGUUCUUUCACACCAUGAAGUACCGACCUGAAGACCCCCGUAACCCCAACAACGACCGCUUCAUCCUCUCCAAGGGUCAUGCGGCUCCUGUGCUGUACGCCGUGUGGGCAGAGACGGGCUACCUGAAGGAGAACGAGCUCCUCAACCUCCGCAAGGUCGACUCCGUCCUGGAGGGACACCCUGUGCCGAAGCAGCAGUUUGUGGAUGUGGCCACUGGAUCUCUGGGUCAGGGGCUGGGAGCUGCCUGUGGAAUGGCCUACACUGGAAAAUACUUUGACAAGGCCAGCUAUCGGGUGUUCUGCCUGCUGGGUGAUGGAGAGCUGUCCGAGGGCUCCGUGUGGGAGGCCAUGGCCUUCGCCUCGUACUACCAGCUAGACAACCUGGUGGCCAUCUUAGACAUCAACCGCCUGGGUCAGAGUGACCCUACUCCACUCCAGCACCAUGUGGAGAAGUACCAGCGACGCUGUGAGGCCUUUGGCUGGCAUGCCAUCAUUGUGGACGGCCACAGUGUGGAGGAGCUGUGCAAGGUGCUGAGUCAGCCUCGCCACCAGCCACUUGCCAUCAUUGCCAAGACAAUCAAGGGCAAAGGCAUCUCAGCGGCUGAGGAUAAGAUGGGCUGGCACGGGAAACCCCUGCCCAAAGACAUGGCCGACAGCGUGAUCAAGGAGCUGCAGAGCCGCGUUAUCAGCUGCAACAAGCGAAUCUAUCCCGCUCCCCCCAAUGAGGACGCAUCACCCGUCAGCCUUCGCAACAUCCGCAUGCCAAGUGCACCCAGCUACAAACCAGGAGAGAAGAUUGCUACGAGAAAGGCAUACGGCAUGGCUCUGGCCAAGCUGGGCCGUUACAACGAGCACGUGGUGGCUCUGGAUGGAGACACCAAGAACUCAACGUUCUCUGAGCUCUUUAAGAACGAACACCCCAACCGCUACGUGGAGUGCUACAUCGCAGAGCAGAACAUGGUGAGCGUGGCGAUAGGUUGUGCCGUGCGGGACCGUAAUGUGGUGUUUGCCAGCACUUUUGCUACGUUCUUUACCCGGGCCUACGACCAGCUCCGCAUGGCCGCCAUCUCUGAGAGCAACAUCAACCUCUGCGGCUCCCACUGUGGCGUCUCUAUUGGUGAGGAUGGACCCUCUCAGAUGGGUCUGGAGGAUCUGGCCAUGUUUAGAGCCAUUCCCACAGCAACCGUCUUCUACCCCAGUGAUGGUGUCUCCACUGAGAAGGCUGUGGAGCUUGCUGCUAACACUAAGGGUUUGUGUUUCAUCCGAACGAGCCGCCCAGAGAACAACAUCAUCUACAACUGCAAUGAGGACUUCCAUGUUGGUCAGGCUAAGGUUGUGUACAAAACCAACGACGACCAUGUGACUGUGGUUGGAGCAGGAGUGACCCUCCACGAGGCUCUCGCUGCUGCUGAACAACUGAAGAAAGAAAGAAUUAACAUUCGUGUGAUCGACCCGUUCACCAUCAAACCCCUGGACUCAAAGACCAUCAUUGACAAUGCCAGGGCGACCAGAGGACGCAUCAUCACAGUGGAGGACCACUACUAUGAAGGUGGUCUAGGUGAGGCAGUGUGUUCGGCAGUAGUGAAUGAGACUGGCUUCACCGUCCACCGCCUGGCAGUCUCUCAGGUGCCCCGCAGCGGCAAGCCCCACGAGCUGCUCCGAAUCUUUGGCAUCGACCGUGACGCCAUCAUUCAGGCGGUCCACAAGGUGCUCAGCACCUCCGCCAACGCCAAGUAAGAAUGUUGCAGCAGCGGAAGCAGAAGCAACAAGAUGCUGGAGGACUCCACGGUUAACUGGCGAUAACCAUGGAGAUAACAAACACAGAGGGAGGGGAAGCACUCCUGGCCCACUCAUGCUCUCCUCCACACAAAACAAUUUGAAGUAUCAGUUUCAAACAUAACUUGGCUUUUCUCUUUAAUUGUCAUCAAUGUGAUUUUGAGACCCCAAAUUUUUUAACCCAUCAGUCUGUGAGUUCAGUAAACGCACCCCUACCCUUCUCUCUCUCACACACACACAUACACACACGCACACACAUAUCCACACCUCCACCCUCUAACCCCUUCCUACCUCUCAGAGAAAGUUCUGGUACUGCUGUAGGGUUUCAGUAAAAACAGUGAACGUGGUUUGGAGUAAAGUGAAAUCUUUUUUAUAUAUUAUUAUGUUGAACCCCCCUCACUUCUUUGAUGCAGCGUCUUGUACGUCUGCACCCAGUACAACUUGUAGAUCCCACCCCACUAGAUCCAGCAGGGUGUGGAGAAACUCUGGUUUGGUCUGUUUGAGCACUGACUGUUUUUAAUCUCUUUGACCCUGACUUGGAUUGGACUGCUUCACUCCAAUAAAGAGAUGGUUUCUUCACAA